AUGGCUCGAGAAGUUUUAGCCAUACCGGUUUCUACAGUUGCUUCUGAGAGUGCGUUUAGUACAGGAGGAAGGAUUAUUGACCCUUAUCAGAGCUCCUUGACACCAUAUAUGGUGGAAGCUCUUGUAUGCACUCAAGAUUGGGUAAUAGAUGACCCUUUUGGACUAAUUGAAAAUUUUGAAGAGAUUGAAAAAGCUGAACAAGAAAUCAGAAGCCAGCUCACGGAGGAAGAAGCAAAUCAGAUCUGUUUCAAAGAGGUCUUCCGAAUAGGUUUCCAGGCACGGAUCUGGAACCUUCUCGAAGCUUCUUCCGUCUUACUGUUCCAAUUUUGCAAAGCUCGGAGCAGAAGAACAUCGCUUCAAUUCUAUCAGGUCCUAAUUGACUUUGUAUUGAGCUUCACUUCAACUCUACCAGAAGAUAAAGCUGUUGAUUUGUAUGUUCUGGAAAGAGCUCUUCUUUCAAUGCAUUCGUCAUGUGGGAAUGUGGAAGAAUGUGCAAGUAAUGUCCACCGUCACUAUGAACCAGUACCAUAUUUACGAAGCUAUUGGUCGUGGAAAAUACUCGACCGUGUACAAAGGCAGGAAGAAGAAGACAUUGAGUAUUACGCCAUCAAAAGCGUAGACAAGUCACAGAGAAGCAAGGUUCUUCACGAAGUAUGAAACUUCUGCUCACUUAUGGUUGUUCUUGGAGUAUUGCGUUGGAGGAGAUUUACUUUCUAUAUUACGGCAGGCGAACCAAGAGACACUGCAGAAAGUCUGUGACAUAGUCAAGAAGCAAUUGGCACUGCCAGAGGGUUCAAGUGUCACUGGAGAGUCCAAGUUUGCUACCCUUGGAGCUGAUUCUCUUGACAGUCUUUUUACAUAGAAAAAUUACAUAUCUAUUUCUGUUUUUACAUAGAAUUAUAAAAAGAAUGCUCUUUUUUUGUUAUGUAGUUAGAUAUUACGAAUUUAAUAUUAGAGAUUUAAUAACCCAAUAAAAGAUAAUUAUAUACA
Messenger RNA from Arachis ipaensis, 990 nucleotides. The record is from RefSeq and is a predicted model, not a curated record. Lineage: Eukaryota; Viridiplantae; Streptophyta; Magnoliopsida; Fabales; Fabaceae.